GUCAGCCAAUAGGAUUGUACGCUGGCCUAUGACGUAUUUUCCGGCGAACGUACAGGCCUUGCUCUCGUCCUUGAUCAGCGCGAACUGCAGCAUUUGACGGACGCAAGACACACAUUUGCGCGGAAAAAUGGUUGCUUAUUGGAGACAAGCAGGACUGAGUUACAUCAGGUACUCAGCUAUCUGCGCCAGGGUCGUGCGAGCAGCACUGAAGCCACAGUUGAAAACUGAGGCGAUUAAAAACGCAGAAUCCAGUGUGAAGGUCACUAAAAUAAAGACUGUAUAAUGAUCUGUAAUUAAGCCCUCAGUCCCCACAUCUCCACACACAUUCUCUGUCGGAUUUACAACAAGACCUGCAGUUAUGAUGAUUUAAUGGAAAUAGCCCUGUUCUUUUGAUAAUAAAUUAUGAAGAGUCUCAAACUUAAA
Molecule: messenger RNA, 423 nt
Organism: Labeo rohita (rohu)
Lineage: Eukaryota; Metazoa; Chordata; Actinopteri; Cypriniformes; Cyprinidae
Gene: atp5f1e
Product: ATP synthase F1 subunit epsilon
Exons: 3
Coding region: 128-283 (51 amino acids)
Biological process (GO): proton motive force-driven mitochondrial ATP synthesis
Cellular component (GO): mitochondrial inner membrane
Molecular function (GO): proton-transporting ATP synthase activity, rotational mechanism
Source: RefSeq, a predicted model, not a curated record